Messenger RNA from Cladocopium goreaui, 1377 nucleotides. Lineage: Eukaryota; Dinophyceae; Suessiales; Symbiodiniaceae. The record is from the annotation of a GenBank genome assembly.
AUGACUUCCAAAAACUUGGAAGAGGUGAUGUCAGCGUGUGGCGUUGAUCCUGCUACAGCAUCCCAGCUGAUUUCAGCAGGUUGGACAAUUCAGUCCUUUGCGUUUUCUGCGUUGGAUUUAGAAGCGUUUGACAAGCUCUGGCCUGAGUUUUUCAGUGAAGAGCCAACGCUGCUUCAGAAAGCCUCACUUAGGGCUGCAUUCCGAAUGUGUCAUGACUUGACCCAACCUGCACCUGCAAAUCAAACACCUAUUGGUGGAACGGCCACUUCUGAUGCAUCGGCCUCAGCAAGCACAUGGGCGGAAAGCUUCCCCCCGAAGUUGGACACAGCAGUGAUUGAACAGAUGAAGGCCAAAUUUUUGGCCAGUUAUCCCUCAGAGCUUCUCAAUCAUGAUACCAUGCCAAGUACGCGUUUACUGAGCCUUACACACCAUCAGCUCUCAAAGAAACAGUGGUCGUGGAUUCCCUGGAAAUACCGACUUACUUUGGCAAAAUCAGAUGAAAUCACUUCUCAAAGGCAGGCAAAGAUGCCUAAACUUGAAGUGGCCACAUUGCAUAGCUUGUUGGUGGAUGAGCCCCCAUCGAUUGACAUUUCAAAUGCUGGUUUUGGGGUGAAUGCGGUCCGUAACUUAUUGGCAGUCCAUGAUACAGCAGUUGCAAUGUGUGGAGGCGCCCACCUAGCGAACCUCAAAGCCUAUUCAGCGAAGUUUUUGAGUUUCCUUACACAAAGGGUGGACCCAGAUACCAUGUUGCGCUGUGCAUCCAUCACAGAGGCGCAAGCGGCAGACAGGCAGAUUUGGGCUUCCAUUUCAGACUUGAUGUCUGAGCGUGAGGCUCGACUGUUUCUGGAUAUUUGCUCGGGGGCAACACGCCCACUGAGUGCGGCCAUUUUGGCCCAACAGGGCAAUGUACUGUCUUUUGACAUUUUGCUGGACAAGCGUAUAGACCUACUGAAUGACCAGAGCUACGAACAAUUGCUGCGAAUUUGUUCAUCUGGACAGGCCCUAAAGCACUUCGAACACCUGAAGCUUUGGAUGGAGUCCCGGGCCUUAACAGUAUGGAGCUACUUCAAGUCCAAGAAUCUUUUAUGCGAAUUUCUCAGCCGGCAAACGGCAUGCUAUCCCCCGGCACUGGCAGAAGCUUUUGCCAACCUAGACCGGGAAGAACCACCGUUGUCGGCUCACCAGACGAACUGGCAGAGCGCAGAGGACGACAUUGCCCUCACUCGUGAGUUGGUACAACAAGAGAUCGACAAGGGCUGGAGUGGCCCCUUUCGGGGCCACAUUCUCGGCGGCGUGGUGGUCCAGACUCGGCGGCUGGAUGCUGAGGUUUUUCCAUUUUUUGAUAUGGUGGGCUCACAUAGCCCUAUUAUACGUUGA